Messenger RNA from Pocillopora verrucosa, 2130 nucleotides. NCBI's taxonomy places the organism in Eukaryota, Metazoa, Cnidaria, Anthozoa, Scleractinia, Pocilloporidae. The record is from RefSeq and is a predicted model, not a curated record.
AUGCUACAUUUCAGAAAUUCUGGGUAUAAGGCUGUGACAGAUGUGACUGUCAGCAAGGCUGUUAAUUUAUUCAAUCAUUAUGGGAUUGAUGAAGAAGGACCUGUACCUGACAUACAGAGUGACUAUGUAGUUUCGGUACCUGACACAAUUACUACUCUGACACAUAACCAAGAAUUGUCACUGCAAGAAGCUAGAGAUGCAGCCUUCCAAACUGGUGAUCAUGAUGGAAUCAUAGCCUACCAAGUGGAUUCCAACAUUCUUAGUGAAGUCUUUUUAUCACAGGUAGACUAUGAAAGAAGGACACUGAAAGUCACUUUGCUAAGUAGUGAGUGGAGGUCAUCAACUGAUGGGAACUUUUCCACUAUCGUCCGAGAGCUGGCCAUCCAGUUAGCUAAAUUCCCCAAACUGGAUGUUUUUGUCCUUCUUCCAAAGUGCAACAGAGAAGACAGGAGCAGUGCUGAAAGUCACAAUGUGAAGCUCAUGGAAGCAGAUGGAGUUCCUGGCGUAGAGCCAGUUCUUUGGCUGUCAUCUCCUCCAAGAAACCAUACAAUGGACUGCAUUGUUGGUCAUGGAGUUCACCUUGGCCGUGUAAUUCCAUUUAUCAAGAGAAAUCCAUAUUACAGUCAUUGCAAAUGGAUUCAAGUUGUUCACUUUGCUCCUGAAGAAGAUGGAAAGUUAAAAGGCAUUUCAGAAAGUGAACAAAUGCAAGAAGCAGAAAUCCAACUCUGUAAAAUGGCUGAUCAAGUUAUCACAAUUGGACCCAGUCUAGCAGAAGCUUACAAGCAUUACCUUCGUACAGUUAAUCAAGAGGAAAAUGUUUUUCAUUUAACUCCAGGCAUUUUCUCUGAAUUUCUGGAAGUAGAGCAAGCCACUAAAGAAAGAAGAACAUUCGAUAUUCUUGUAAUUGGAAGUGGUAACAGCUUUGAAGAUUUCAAUGUCAAAGGGUACAACAUAGCUGCCAAAGCAAUUGCUGAGUUGAAAGAUGAAUCCUACAAACUCAAGUUUGUCCAGGGAACUGGAAGAAAAGGAGAUGUUGAAGCAAAAAAGUUGCUCCACCAUGGCAUUAAUUGUAAUCAGUUAAUUUUAUGCAGCUUUGAUGAUAGCAGAAAAGUGCUGGCUGACUUAUUCUGUGAAGUGGAUCUUGCGAUAAUGCCAUCCAGGACGGAAGAUUUUGGAAUAACAGCUCUGGAAGCGUUAUCUGCUGGUCUGCCUGUACUUGUCAGUGGUAAUUCAGGACUUGGAGAAGCUCUGAAGAAAGUGCCUUUGGGCUCACAUAGUGUGGUACACUCUGAAGAUCCUAAAGUCUGGGCCAAAAAAAUUAAGGGUAUCCGUCAGAAAAAGAGAGGAGUGCGACUUUCAGUGUCAAAAUUUCUACGUGAAAAGUACUUGGAGAAGUACAACUGGGAGGAGUCUUGUAAGAGGCUUGUGAGAAAGAUGGAGAACCUUGUCUUUGGUGGGAGUGAACAAGUCAUCUGUAAUCUUCAACAGUGGCAACAGAAUGUUAGUAGAUGGAAGAUCAGCAGCAAUGCAGACCCACUCUCAGACUUAAAGAAGAUUGCUUCAGAAAAGGGCUAUAGAAUUCUUGCCAAUCUACAGACAAGAAAUUGUAUGUUCUAUGCCUUGUCAGAGCAACUGGAGAUUGUCAAAGGAGUAAAGAUCCAUCAUUUUGAAUUAAGGCAUUCCUUAGUUCAGUAUCUAAGAGAGCAUCCAAAACUGGUAGAUGGAACAGAUCUGUUUCACUUUGUUGAUGGACACGCUACAUGGCGUGGUUACCUAACAGAUAUGGAACAAUAUGGCACUUUGGGUGAUCAUUUGAUUCUCUGGGCUGCAGCAAACUGUUAUCAUAUAGCCAUUCAUGUGAUUAGUAGUCUUCCAGGCCAAAGAGAGAACAUUUUAUGGGGUCAAGUUACAGGUAGAUCUAAAAGCAGAGCAAAGUCAAAGCAAUGCCCUGUUAAAAGGUCAUCAUCUGGUGUCCACAAGUUCACUGCCAAGAAUCUUAAGGUAGAGCGAGUGACUUUGCCAUCAACAUCCACUAAGGAAACAACCCACUUUAAAGAGAGGCUUCAGCAAAGAGAGAGGGAAUCUAUGCUGAUUGAACAAGAUGGUAAGCUUAAGAAUGAAUACUUGUAA